Messenger RNA from Pteropus alecto (black flying fox), 5142 nucleotides. RefSeq names its product synaptotagmin 14 (gene SYT14). The record is from RefSeq and is a predicted model, not a curated record. Bases 344 to 1897 code for a protein of 517 amino acids. Lineage: Eukaryota; Metazoa; Chordata; Mammalia; Chiroptera; Pteropodidae. The transcript is spliced from 9 exons.
GGUGCGGUCCAUGGCAAGCACAUCAUGGCGAUUGAAGGUGGAGAAAGAACCUGUGGAGUACAUGAACUUAUCUGUAUUAGAAAAGAAUCUGGAAUCUGGGUGCAUGCUGAUCUCCCAUUGACUUCUGUUCUAUUACUGUACCCCAUCAGAGAGAUGUGAGGAGUUGGUUGAAAUUCAAAUCGGGAACAUGUCCAAAGACCACCACAUCUUUUGACACCAACAACUGUCUGUGCUUCCUUAGAAGGAGCCACCUGACAACUGGGUGGUUCAACAAGGUGGCCCCAGGAAAGUAUCUCCAGAGGCAGUUGGAUUUUUGUCAGCUGUUGGGGUGUUUAUUAUCUUGAUGCUGCUCCUUUUUCUCUAUAUUAAUAAGAAGUUCUGUUUUGAAAAUGUUGGCGGUUUUCCAGAUCUUGGUUCAGGAUACAGUACAAGGAAGAAUUCACAAGAUAAAAUUUAUAAUUCCUACAUGGACAAAGAUGAGCAUGGUUCAUCCUCUGAGAGUGAAGAUGAAGCACUGGGUAAAUACCAUGAAGCCUUAUCCAGAACACACAAUUCCAGACUACCAUUGGCAGAUUCCAGACAAAAGAAUUAUACUUGGGAAACAAGACAAAAAUAUAGUCCUCUAUCUGCAGAGUAUGAUGGCUACAGUAGUGAAGCAUCAAUAGAUGAAGGAAACUGCAUUCAGAGAAUGAGAAGAACACCCCCACUGGAUGAAUUGCAGCCACCACCAUAUCAGGAUGACAGUGGUUCUCCCCAUCUCUCAUGUACACCCUCAGAAAUUGGGGACAGUAAAUGUGAAUUUUCCCACUGCAGCAACAGUCCAAGAUGCUCAUAUAACAAGUGCCCAAGUGAAGGAAGCACAGGUCAUGAAAUAGAAAGUUUUCAUAAUAAAGGAUAUGAAGAAGAUGUUCCAAGUGACAGCACUGCAGUCCUGAGCCCUGAAGACAUAUCAGCCCAAGGAUCAUCUUCACAGCUUCCUAAACCUUUUGAUCCUGAGCCAGAAGCUAAGUAUGGCACACUGGAUGUGACUUUUGACUAUGACUCACAAGAACAGAAGCUUCUGGUAACAGUGACAGCUGUCACAGAUAUCCCAGCAUAUAACAGGACAGGUGGCAACUCAUGGCAAGUACACCUUGUUCUUCUCCCCAUAAAGAAACAGAGGGCAAAAACCAGCAUCCAGAGAGGACCAUGCCCCGUCUUCACAGAAACAUUCAAAUUUAAUCAUGUCGAAUCUGAGAUGAUUGGAAAUUAUGCAGUUCGAUUUAGACUGUAUGGUGUACAUCGCAUGAAAAAAGAAAAGAUUGUGGGGGAAAAGAUUUUUUAUUUAACAAAAUUGAAUCUUCAAGGGAAAAUGUCAUUACCUGUGAUAUUGGAACCUUCUUACAGUCAUUCUGGCUGCGACUCCCAAAUGAGCAUGUCAGAGGUGUCCUGUAGUGAAAGUACAUCCUCAUGUCAGUCUCUUGAACAUGGCUCAGUUCCAGAAAUUCUCAUUGGCCUGCUUUAUAAUGCCACGACUGGAAGACUAUCAGCAGAAGUCAUAAAAGGCAGCCACUUCAAAAACUUGGCAGCAAACAGACCACCCAAUACAUAUGUUAAAUUAACUCUACUGAAUUCCAUGGGUCAAGAGAUGUCCAAAUGCAAAACUUCCAUCCGCAGAGGGCAGCCAAAUCCAGUAUACAAGGAAACUUUUGUUUUUCAAGUGGCCCUAUUUCAACUUUCUGAUGUGACACUCAUACUGUCUGUGUAUAACAAACGCAGCAUGAAAAGAAAGGAGAUGAUAGGCUGGAUUUCUCUAGGUCUGAACAGCUCUGGAGAAGAGGAACUCAAUCACUGGACUGAAAUGAAAGAGUCGAAAGGACAGCAAGUAUGUAGAUGGCACGCACUGCUAGAGUCAUGAUGACUAGGAUAAACAAGCGCCUGCAAUCCCAGGCAGCGUUGCUUCCUAUUGCAGCAUUACCGUUUUUACCUAGUCACCAUUAGAAGAGUUAUUCUUUGAAGAAUCAUCUCCAGCAUUCUACCACGUGUUUUCAGUCCUGUGGGAAGAACAUUUAACACUGACAUGAAUGGAGAAAGGCCGUGUCUCUGGUAGAGCUUGUUUGGGAAAAUGAAAAACUUAUGUCGUCAUUGUUAAACUAACAGUCUUUCAGAGCUUUAAUUUAAGAACAUGCUUUUGAAGUUAAUUUUACUUUAGCAAAAAAGCCAGUCAUUUCGUGAAAAAAUCAAUAUUAUAAGUGAUUUUUUAAAUCAUAAUUUUUCAUUGCAACAGUAUCACCCUACAUAUUACCCAUAAAACAAAUUUUGACUGGCUCAUCCCUGGUGUUUGAAAUGUUCCUUAAUAUGAGAAAGUAGUUCUUCCUGACUCUGUCAUAAUCGUAUCUAAUGCUGAAGGAUUUCCAUCACACUGAGAAUUGUUUUAUUUCUGACAUUUUCCCUUUGUGCAUUUAGUUUCGUUGUGCCUCAGUUUUUUUCCAGUAGCACUAAAUCUAAGUGCAAGCAAGAUUUCAUUUUCAUAAAGGAGUUUUUUUAAUAUAUUACUUUAAAAAUCCGUUUUUUCAUUUGCCUCUGCUUUUGCCUGAUCCAAAGAGACCAAGUCGCUGUACUGGUCCCUUGCAAGUCUUUUAGACAGGUUGUACUGUAGAACUUGUAACUUUCUGUUGAAAGCACUUCCUGUAUUCCUGUAUUCCAAUGUAGGAAGCUAAUAGAGCAGGACCUUACCUUAAAAUUUCAACAAUUGACUCUUUAAAGUUGUAGUAAUGUGCAAAUGCAUUUUUUACAAACUGAAAAAUAUAGUAGAUAAGGUGGUGAAAAUUGAAAACAACUCAAAGACAAUUUUAAUGAUCUGCUCUGAGUAUUUAGUAACCAACACUGCGUAAAGCAGGUAGCAUUCAAAUAAGAAACCAUUCUCUCUCAAUCUUCACUCUGACUUCAAUUUGUAUUUGUGAUGUUAAAGACUCUCCAGUUCUGUUUGAACCAGAACAUCAUGUUCGAAACAGUCCUGAGAUUCCUUAUGAAGUUUCUAGUGACUUGUGACUAGAUUUUAUGAAAUUUACAGAUACGUUCUUCAACGUGAUGUCAUCCUGUGCCUUUCAUGUAAGUUAAAUUUGCUCAUACAGCUUAAAAGUUGUAUUUGCAAAAUUAGGCCUUCGAUUUUUAUAAAUUUAAAGAUUCCUCAGAACAGUGUCACAAGCUCUUUAUUUCCUCUGAAGUAUGUAAAAGUUGUCAAAUGUGCUGUUUUUUAAAUGGCAAGGCAUUCUCAUUUGUCGUUUUUAUAUUUAGGAACUCUGAUUAAUCAGGAAUAUUAUAAGCUGUUUUCUUUUUAAUUUUGCUUCUUACCUAAUAUAUAAUUUUAUGCAUAUACUUUAUUAAAUAGACUGUUUUAUAUAGAUGAAAAAUAUUUCUUUUUUUCUCUUUCUUAUUUCUAGCUAAAUGAAACAAAAAACAAACUAUUUAGCAAUUACUGCAAAGCAGUAUAUAACUUUGUUCAUAGUCUCAACUAAGUACUAUAUAUUAUCGUAAGCUAGAACUUGUUAUUACCAUAAUAACUAAACCAUGUACAGAUAUUAUUAUUUCAACUUGGCUGUACUGAGGGCCUUAAAAGAAAUCCAAAAAGACAGUGAACUCCUAAUAUUUUUAGUUUUAAAAAAUGGCAGCUCUAUACAUUAAUACACAUGAAUUAUAAGAUAAAAUACAGAUUCUGUAUUGGGCGACAUGAGGUUUAAGAAUGUAUGUGAUAUAGAGUUGCAUUAAAGGGGAAAAUUCGUUUUUUAUUGUUACAUUAAUCAUCCUUUCUAGGGUUUUUUAUGAGUCAGAUUGUAAAGUUAGACUGAAUCAAAUGGCAAAAUAUCUCUUUUAAAGUAUUUUCAGCAAUGGUGUGCAGAGAUUCGAAGGGCGGGUGUAGAUUUUACUGAGAAGAUGGUUUCAGGCAUUUGAUGCUGCAAGUAUCUCUUCUGGCUUUGAAACAACUGACUGCAUUGCCAACAAUUGGCAUCUUCCUAAUAAAGUUACGGUCUUAUUUGUAGCCAUUACAAAGCCUGAUCAAACAUAUAAAAACAGCUGGGUGCUUUUUCCUUCAGUAAGGAAAAGACCUAACUAGCUGUUAUAUGUUAAAUCUGUCUUUUUUCAGACUAUGCCCAGAAUUGUGUGUGUGUGCUUUGAUAUAUCCUUAGGGGCUUGCCUGGUAUAAGAAUCAAAUCUAAUAUGUCCUAAAAAUUAAUUAACAAUUUAAAAACGUUUAAGAAGGACCCUACCUCUACCCUAGCCGCCAAGUCCUCAAAGAUUAUGAAUUACAUGUAUGUGCAUCUGUGUGUACACACACACAUGCCUGGACGUGCACACACACUGCACAUACACUGCACAUACACAUACACACACAUACACAUAAAGAUGAAGGCGCCCUGGCUUUUCCAGAUAACUAAAUAGAAAAACUUAGCAAGUAUAUGGAUCAUUUUUCUCUUUUCUAUAUUUGCUAGAAAUUUAUUUGGUUUGGGUGCUAUUUGCUGCCAUCCUCCUCUACACACAGCAAAAUAUAUAUCUUUUUAUCCUGUGGAUUGACACAAUUUAGAGUAAUUACUCCCAAAAGUUUGUCUAUUCUUUUAGAAAAAUAUUAAAUAGGACUCAAGAGACCCACUUCACUCUACUGAAUCUAAUGUAUGAGACAGUACUCCUUCUCUUUUGUGUGCUCAAAUUUGCAUGAAGGCUUAAAGGCAAAAUCUUAUAUCUCAGUAAUUAUAGCAAAUAGGGGCCCACCGGUGGGGAGCAGGUGUUGUCUCAGAAACUUGAGAAAGACAACCCACUUUCUUAUUGUUCUCUUAAAAUCUCCCACGUUUUAAAUAAAAUGAGAUAGUCCAAAUGUGGCAAUUGACUGGCAUUCAUGUAAUUCCUGAGCCUAGAAUUACAGACUUUGUCUCCCAAAUGAGCUGCAAAAUGUAGUUUUUUUAUUACUGCCCAAGAAACAAAGUGUAUUUCAAAUCAGUAAAGAGUUUUAGUGUAAUAUCCUCGUACCUUUCAGAAGCUUUCUUCUACAAUUUUGGUCUUCUGUACUAUCCACAUUUUGUGUGAAACCAUUUGCAUAUUUUCUUACUAUGCAUUCAGUGAAUUCUCAAUAACGUAUUUAGUGACAAAAAUAAUAAAUGGACCACAAUU